This is a messenger RNA of Epinephelus fuscoguttatus (brown-marbled grouper), 1937 nucleotides long. Its product is annotated as zinc finger BED domain-containing protein 4-like. The record is from RefSeq and is a predicted model, not a curated record. The coding region runs from base 876 to 1937 and encodes 353 amino acids. Lineage: Eukaryota; Metazoa; Chordata; Actinopteri; Perciformes; Serranidae. The transcript is spliced from 2 exons. Gene Ontology annotation, molecular function: protein dimerization activity.
AAAAGAAAGAGAGGGAGCUACAGCAGGCAGCCCAGGGAAGCAGCUCUCUGCUCUCCUGGAUAAAGCCAUCUACCAGCAGCAAGGAGGAUGAGGAGGCAGAUGUACCUCCUCAACCCACUGAUGAAGAAGAAAGGUCAGAGUCAAGACCAGAGUCAUGUUAACUGUUUAGUACGGAGCCCCUUAAAGGUCAAGUCGAGAGAUUGUUUUUGGACUGACUUUUGCGUUCCCUCGCAAUAAGGUUUUGAUUCCCAUGAGCCACCACUGUCACUUCCUCUUAGAUGCCCGCACUGAUCGGUGACCAACGUAAACUUGUAUGAAGCUGGCGAGAUCUCCUUUUAACCUGUAGUGUUGUUAUUAUUGUCUUUCAUGCCGUUGUAAGUAGCCUACUUAAUUAGGUUCAGGAACCGGCACCGUGGCCGUUCUGUGUCAGUCGAAAUGCGUUAUUUGUGACUCCGGGCCCAACUCUGCCACUGAUUGGCCAGUCUGACAUUCUUCAUGAUACAUAAAGAACGUUAGUGAAACACAUAGGCCGAACAGAAACAUGCGUUGGUUUGGGGACAAGUUAGUGGUCACGUUACUCGUUCCACAGGCGAAGGACCCCGGACACAUACAGUAAACACACCGGUUGUUAGUAACUUUUAACACACGUGAGUCUUUGUGACUCUUGGCUCUUGUCCCCUAACUAACGCUUGUUUCUGUUUCACUAACGAUAUUUUCACCUGAUUAAGUCACAUCCUGUUAUUUGCUCUGUAAACCUAACGUUACAGCAGCCUACAAGCAUGCUGUGUCAAUAAAUCAGCUCACACACUGUUAGAAAUGUAGUAUUUAGCCUAAUAACAUCAUGCUACAGCAGUGAUAACGUCAGCUUUAGUCAAAUGGCUCUAGCUCUCCUGCUAAAUGUCAUAAACUCAUUUUCCCUGUAUGUUGACAUGAUAAAAAAAAUAGUGGGGCACUUUAAACAUUCCCCCCUGGCUUAUUCACGCCUUGAAGACCUACAAGAUGAGCUGAAAAUCACACCCAAGCGUCUGCAGCAGGAUGUGCAAACACGAUGGAGCAGUACCAGGCGCAUGAUUGACAGCCUUCUUCAUCAGAAAUGGGCGCUGCAUGCCUCCUCAUCUGAAUACAACCUGCCAGGCAUUCUAACAGGAAACCAGUGGGGCCUGUUAGAGAAGACAUCUAAGGUUCUGGCCCCCUUUCAAGAGCUAACAACUAAUGUCAGUGCCGCCUCCGCCACCGCAGCUGAUGUCAUCCCUUCUGUUCAUGUCCUGAUACGGUUCCUCAGCAAGGAGAGCGAAGAUGACCAGGGGAUCCAAACAAUGAAAGCCGCCCUUCUGGAUGCGGUUCGCAGACGUUUUGGUGACGUGGAAUCAGAGCCCCUGUAUGCCUUGGCAACGCUUCUGGAUCCUGGGUAUAAAGACAAGUACUUCACGAAUGCACACACCUCAGGACAUGCAAAGGAGGCAUUAAAGGCAGAGGUGGUGAAAACUGAAGAGGCGCUGGAGACCAGGCCCCCAUGUGAUGAAACCGUGUCCGAGCCAGCAGAGAAGACUCCACGGACGGAGGAUGCAGGCAGCAGCCUUGGCAGCAUCUUCCAUGAGACACUGGAGGAGAACAGGGCAGCAGCAGGUCCUUCUGAGCACAUCACCCCAGGAGCACUGCUUGAAAUAGAGAGCUACUUCAGCAAGGCUCUUCUUGAACGUAAGAACAAUCCUCUCCAUUACUGGGGAGUCAACAGAGCUCCAUUCCCCACCCUGGCCACAACAGCAGCGGAGUUCCUCUGUGCUCCCUGCACGAGUGUUGAGAGCGAGAGGCUCUUUAACACAGCGUCACUUAUCGUUGAGACAAGGAGCAGGCUGACAGCUGAGCAUGCUGAAAUGCUCAUCUUUUUGGAAAAAGAAAAUCUCCACUCCAUGCUCGGACUGCAGAAAGUGGAGUGA